UUUCAGACAGCAAUAAUGAAGGACAAAAUUCCUAAACCUCGCUUCAUUGAACGAUGAAGUCUAGACUUGUACUUCGCGUAUGCUGAAUGAAGCUGGAGACAAAUGAUGUCAGGAAGAAGCGCAGUUCACAAUGUAAUGUGGAAGUACUGAGCAGUGGAGAGGGGAAAGACUUCCCGGAUCGACCCCUGGUUGCCGCAAGUGGCCCCCUGGACUCAGCCACUCGGGGCGCUUUCUUAUGCAACGUGCUAAAAACCGGCAUUAUCAUAUCAACUCAUUCAGCUUUUCGCGAUAAGUAUCUGGAAGUUGAUCAGCGUAGCGUAAAACUUCACCAGUCAUUGGCAGUUUGGGAUAUCGCAUCUCCACCCGUGACCCAGGAACCUGACAAUCUGGUACAGAAAACGGCAAUACCCCUCGCUAACCUCAAGUGCAUUCAAUGGUACCCCAUCUUCGGGAAUAAACACGCCAUCAUCAACUGCAGGACUGUUGGUGAAUAUCCACACCCGCAUCCAAUUCCACCACGUGGGAGCAACCUCAAACCCCCAGGGAAUAAGCAUGGAUGUAUUCCUCAACCACCAUAGCCCGGAUCACCAGGCUCUCCCUCUCCCUCCUCCUUAGCUUAUCCGUCCUCUUCGUCCUCCUGCCCACCAUGUUCCCCCCCACCUCACUAAAGAGCAUCCCCAUCCUGCUCGGCUUCCUAACCACAUCAUCGUCAUCAUCAGCAGGACAAGCCGCAGCCGUCGAAGUAGACCUGCGCUGGCAUGCCCCUUCCCAAACACAGUUUAAUGAUUUAGCUACGGCCCUCAAC
This is a messenger RNA of Pseudomassariella vexata, 805 nucleotides long. RefSeq lists its product as uncharacterized. The coding region runs from base 87 to 578 and encodes 163 amino acids. The transcript has a single exon. The record is from RefSeq and is a predicted model, not a curated record. Lineage: Eukaryota; Fungi; Ascomycota; Sordariomycetes; Amphisphaeriales; Pseudomassariaceae.